Messenger RNA from Diospyros lotus (date-plum), 1639 nucleotides. RefSeq names its product phosphoribulokinase, chloroplastic-like. Gene Ontology annotation, molecular function: phosphoribulokinase activity; ATP binding. The transcript has 5 exons. The record is from RefSeq and is a predicted model, not a curated record. Gene Ontology annotation, biological process: carbohydrate metabolic process. Gene Ontology annotation, cellular component: cytoplasm; chloroplast. Bases 288 to 1490 code for a protein of 400 amino acids. Lineage: Eukaryota; Viridiplantae; Streptophyta; Magnoliopsida; Ericales; Ebenaceae.
UCCCACGCGUAUCGAAGCAUCAGCCUCCACUCCACCUCGCCGACCCAAACUGUUUUCUUCACCGUCCUUCCAAAACCGAACGAACCGCCAUUUGUUUCUGUACCCGUCCAUUACCUCACCUUCUUCUUCCUUACUUUUCUGCCUGAAAUUUUUCCUGGAUAAUUCAAAACCCAUCGCAUUGCACUUCCCAAAACCAGCUGAGCUCCCCCAAUAAACCCGUCCCCUCCCCUUCUUUCUCUCCACACAGAGGGAGAGAGAGAGUGAGAGAAAAAAAAGAAAGAAACAGAAUGGCAGUCUGUACUGUAUACACCGUUCAAUCCUUGAACUCCCCUUGUUCAUUUUCUAGAUCCACGAAAACCCAGUUCGGAUUUCGCGGGGAAAAGGUGGUUUUCUACGGCGGCAACAGAGGUGGUGCUAUUACAUGCUCGGCGGACGAGAAGACGGUGGUGAUCGGCUUGGCGGCGGAUUCAGGGUGCGGGAAGAGCACGUUCAUGCGGCGACUGACGAGCGUGUUUGGUGGCUCAGCUGAGCCGCCGAAGGGAGGGAACCCGGACUCCAACACGCUGAUCAGUGACAUGACCACUGUGAUUUGUUUGGAUGAUUUCCACUUGCUGGAUAGGAAUGGAAGGAAGGAGAAGGGGGUGACUGCGCUUCAUCCGAGAGCCAAUAACUUUGAUCUUAUGUUUGAGCAGAUUAAGGCUCUGAAAGAGGGGAAAGCUGUGGAGAAGCCGAUUUACAAUCAUGUUACUGGUUUGUUGGAUGCUCCAGAGAUUAUCAAGCCCCCCAGGAUCCUUGUCAUUGAAGGCCUGCACCCAAUGUAUGAUAAACGUGUGAGAGACCUCUUGGACUUCAGUAUCUAUUUGGACAUCAGCAAUGAGGUUAAAUUCGCAUGGAAAAUUCAGAGGGACGUGGCAGAGCGAGGACACAGUCUCGAAAGCAUUAAAGCCAGCAUCGAAGCCCGCAGGACAGAUUUUGAUACUUACAUUGAUCCGCAGAAGCAAUACGCGGAUGCAGUGAUCGAAGUGCUGCCUACUCGACUCAUCCCCGACGAUGAUCAGGGCAAGUUCUUGAGAGUAAGGCUGAUAAUGAAAGAAGGGAUGAAGCUUUUCAGCCCGGUUUACCUGUUCGACGAAGGCUCCACCAUCGCCUGGGUACCCUGCGGGAGGAAGCUGACAUGCUCCUACCCGGGCAUCAAGUUCUUCUACGGCCCUGAGACAUAUUUCGGCCAUGAGGUGUGUGUUUUGGAGAUGGAUGGCCAGUUUGAUAGAUUGGACGAGCUGAUAUACAUAGAGAGCCAUCUGAGCAACAUUUCCACCAAAUUCUACGGCGAAGUUACCCAACAAAUGUUGAAACAUUCAGAUUUUCCGGGCAGUAACAAUGGAACUGGUCUCUUCCAAACCAUUAUCGGAUUGAAGAUCAGAGAUCUCUACGAACAGAUCAUCGCCGGCGGCAAGGCGGCUGCAUCUCCAUUACAAGCCACCAACGCCUAGAAUUUCACUUCCCCUUCAGAUUUCUUCUCUUUCUCUUUGAGAUUACACUCAACUGGUAUUUAUUCUUGUGAAGAUAUUGUAACAUUGGAACUUGGUGAAGAUUUGUAGUAUACAUAAAGCAAAGGAGAAAUGGAUUUGAAAUUCUGAAU